This is a messenger RNA of Entamoeba nuttalli P19, 426 nucleotides long. RefSeq lists its product as hypothetical. The coding region runs from base 1 to 426 and encodes 141 amino acids. NCBI's taxonomy places the organism in Eukaryota, Evosea, Mastigamoebida, Endamoebidae. The record is from RefSeq and is a predicted model, not a curated record. The transcript has a single exon.
AUGUUUGUGUUAUUCAUGUUAUUCACUACUCUGUUUGCAGCUAAUAUUGAUUACUCCAUUUGUCUAUCUGAUCCAACACAAACAGAGGUUAUAUUUACUAAAGUAGAUGGAGACCCAUGGCCUCCAGUAAUUGGAAGUAAGUUUAAAUUAAAUAUGGUUGGGGUAUUAGAUAGAUAUUGUGAAACAUUUAUUGCACGACCAGUUUUAAAAAUGCAUAAUGGGGAUGAAUGGACUCCUGUUCCAUUGGGAAAUAAAGAUUUGUGUGGAACAGUAGUUAGAUGUCCAGUUUUACCAGGACCAAUAUCUAUUAACUUUGAAAUGGAAAUUCCUAAUAUGAGUCCUCCAGGUACAUACAAGGGAGAAUUUACAUUUACUGAUGGUGACUAUAAUAUCACUUGUUUAGGAUUUAUGCUUGAUAUGAAAUAA